Molecule: messenger RNA, 3615 nt
Organism: Paramecium sonneborni
Lineage: Eukaryota; Ciliophora; Oligohymenophorea; Peniculida; Parameciidae
Source: the annotation of a GenBank genome assembly
AUGAUGGAUGACAAUGUUGUGCCUUCAAGCAUAAUCAAAUUACUAUAUGAUAAAAGUUAGGAUAAGAAACAAUAAGGAUGUUAAUAAUUAAGAUUAUUAGUUCAAUCUUAUGCAAUAAAUGGAAAAGAAUUGUUAAUUAAAUAAAUAAUAGAAACUUUAAAAAUAAAAUUUACAACUUCAUCUUAAUUGUACUUAAAAAGAUAGGGAAUGUAUGCAAUAUAAACGGUGGCAGAAAUAUUAGUGAAAGAAGUAAUUGGAAUAUUGAUAAAUAGUAUCCAUAAUUAGCUGAGAGAUGCGUUAAAGAUUUAACAUCACCAAUUUUAGAAUGUUUAAAUGAUAAAGAAGAUAAGGCUAGAUAAUAUGCAGUUGAAUGCUUACUACAAUUAACAAAGAUAAUGAGAACAAUGAUACUUUUGAAUUUUAAUGAGAUAUUUGAUUAUUAAUUAGGUAGAUCAGCAGAAUAAGAUAGUUAAAUUGUUUAAGCAAUGCUUUUGUUGGAUGCUCAACUAAAAACUCAAGUAUAAAUAGCUGUUUAGGAGAAACUUAAUGACCCUGGAAAACAAUGCUAUUUUAACUUAAACUCUUUUAUGAUUUAGUUAUAAAGUAAAUUGAAGACAAGAGUAACUUAUGUUAGAUAAUUUCUACUUGGAUGGAUUAAAGUUUUAAAUCAAUGUCAUAAUAAUGAUUUAUACAUUUAUUUUCCAAUGAUUUUAGAAGGUAUAUUUAUGAUGUUAGGAGAAUCAAACAAGUAAAAUAAAACAAUACAAUUAGGGAAGUUCGAAGUGGUGCUGAUGUUUAAGCUAAUGAAUUCAUGAAAUAAGUAGAAGUCAAAGUUAACGUAGAUUAGAAAGUUAAUGAAUAAAUUAUUGAGAUUUUACUUAAAAUUUGUUAAAUGAAAGGAAAUCAAAAUAAUUAUGCUAAAUUAAAUUCUUUGUUAUGGAUAUUUGAAUAUUUAAGAGUAUUUUAAUAAGAGUUAGAAGAGGAACAAAAAGGAAAGUUAGGAUUAUAGCAUUCACCCUCUAAUGCAGUAAGGCCAGAAGAAUAUAUGAGAAGUAAUACAUCUCCUAUUUCUAAAAAUUCAAUGCAAUAAUAUUAUGGAGGAUUCGAAUCACCAUUAAGAAAAACAAUAUUAAACAGUUUAAGUUAAAUAUUAGGUCCAAUCCUUAUUUUACUUUCUCAUGAAGAAGAAGAAAUUAGAAAGGCAGCUUAAAAAACAAAUGAGUUAUUAUUAAAAGUUAUGGAUCGAGUAAAAAAUUAAUCAGUUGAAUUUAUGAAUAUUGUACCAACAAUUAAAGAGAUGCUUACUGAUAAAAAAAACAAUACCGCUGAAUCUGCAUUAAUAUGGAUGAAACACUUAUUAGAAAUAUAUUCUGAGUCACUAUUUCCAACAAUUGAAGAUAUAUUAACAAAAGUAUUUAUUAUUAAAUAUAUAUUUAGUUAAUUGAUAAAUUAGCAGAUUCAGAAUCAGCUAUAGUGUAAAAUAUUAUGGAUGUUUUAGCAAAUAUAUCAAUUCAUAAUCAAUAUUUUGAAAUAGUGAUUGACAAAAUAUUGAUAAUGCUACAUAAGAAUCAAGAUUAAUAAGAAAAGAAAGGGGAUUAAAUAUUUAAGAAACUAUGUUCACUUCUUAAUCCAUAAUAAGUUUAUUUCACAAUAACGGCAAAAUUAUUGGAAAUAUACUCAGAUAAUGAUGUGUUAUUUAUUAGUAAUACUGUUUAAGCGUUAACUAAUUUAUUAAUUUCAGAAAAAGAAUUAUAAAAUCUUAGAAAUAUACUUAGAAAUCUAAAACAUGAAAAAGAUGAAAAAUAAAGGUAGAAUAAUUAAGAAAUAUUUGAGACUCUUUAUAGAACAUUCUGCUAUAAUUCAAUGAGUGUAAUCACUCUAUGUUUAUUAUCUGAAGAAUAUGAAUUGGCUUAUAAUAUUAUUAUUAGUUUUUCAGAAGUGGAAGUCAAUUAAUAUAUUUUAUUAGAAAUAGCUCAAUUAAUUAAUGUUCUAGAAACACCAGUAUUCAUUUGUAAUAUCAAUNUUAGAAGGUAUAUUUAUGAUGUUAGGAGAAUCAAACAAGUAAAAUAAAACAAUACAAUUAGGGAAGUUCGAAGUGGUGCUGAUGUUUAAGCUAAUGAAUUCAUGAAAUAAGUAGAAGUCAAAGUUAACGUAGAUUAGAAAGUUAAUGAAUAAAUUAUUGAGAUUUUACUUAAAAUUUGUUAAAUGAAAGGAAAUCAAAAUAAUUAUGCUAAAUUAAAUUCUUUGUUAUGGAUAUUUGAAUAUUUAAGAGUAUUUUAAUAAGAGUUAGAAGAGGAACAAAAAGGAAAGUUAGGAUUAUAGCAUUCACCCUCUAAUGCAGUAAGGCCAGAAGAAUAUAUGAGAAGUAAUACAUCUCCUAUUUCUAAAAAUUCAAUGCAAUAAUAUUAUGGAGGAUUCGAAUCACCAUUAAGAAAAACAAUAUUAAACAGUUUAAGUUAAAUAUUAGGUCCAAUCCUUAUUUUACUUUCUCAUGAAGAAGAAGAAAUUAGAAAGGCAGCUUAAAAAACAAAUGAGUUAUUAUUAAAAGUUAUGGAUCGAGUAAAAAAUUAAUCAGUUGAAUUUAUGAAUAUUGUACCAACAAUUAAAGAGAUGCUUACUGAUAAAAAAAACAAUACCGCUGAAUCUGCAUUAAUAUGGAUGAAACACUUAUUAGAAAUAUAUUCUGAGUCACUAUUUCCAACAAUUGAAGAUAUAUUAACAAAAGUAUUUAUUAUUAAAUAUAUAUUUAGUUAAUUGAUAAAUUAGCAGAUUCAGAAUCAGCUAUAGUGUAAAAUAUUAUGGAUGUUUUAGCAAAUAUAUCAAUUCAUAAUCAAUAUUUUGAAAUAGUGAUUGACAAAAUAUUGAUAAUGCUACAUAAGAAUCAAGAUUAAUAAGAAAAGAAAGGGGAUUAAAUAUUUAAGAAACUAUGUUCACUUCUUAAUCCAUAAUAAGUUUAUUUCACAAUAACGGCAAAAUUAUUGGAAAUAUACUCAGAUAAUGAUGUGUUAUUUAUUAGUAAUACUGUUUAAGCGUUAACUAAUUUAUUAAUUUCAGAAAAAGAAUUAUAAAAUCUUAGAAAUAUACUUAGAAAUCUAAAACAUGAAAAAGAUGAAAAAUAAAGGUAGAAUAAUUAAGAAAUAUUUGAGACUCUUUAUAGAACAUUCUGCUAUAAUUCAAUGAGUGUAAUCACUCUAUGUUUAUUAUCUGAAGAAUAUGAAUUGGCUUAUAAUAUUAUUAUUAGUUUUUCAGAAGUGGAAGUCAAUUAAUAUAUUUUAUUAGAAAUAGCUCAAUUAAUUAAUGUUCUAGAAACACCAGUAUUCAUUUGUAAUAUCAAUAAAUAUUUAAGUUUUAAGGUUACAAUUAUUAGAGUAUGAUUCUCAUCCUUUUUUAAUGAAGUGUUUGUUUGGAUUGAUGAUGCUUUUGCCUUAAGGACCAGCCUUUAAUACUUUAAGACAUAGACUAAAGAAUGUUUCUAAUGCACAAAUCUAAUCAUUAUAAUAGGAAAAAAAAAUGGAAACAGAAGAGUUCUUGGAUAUUUAAAAAUUACUCACAUAAUUUAGAGAUAUUCGUCUCUAAUGUAUUAAUUAGGAAUCAAAAUAAAAGGAUUUAAAUUGA